UCAGAAAACCGCCUGCCUCUGCCUCCCAAGUGCUGGGAUCAAAGGUGUGCACCACCACUGCCUGGCUACUUGUUACAUUCUUAUUAACACUAAUUUUCUUAGGAUUUUAUAGGUGUACCUAUUAUAUAUUCAUUUUCUCUAUAUUUAGGUAGGUCUGAGCGAUUAUUAUCUUAACAGUUAUUGAAAUGAAUGUCUUUACAACAGUAUGGAACUUUUCAAUGCACUUAAGAAAAACUAAAAUUAUGUGUGUGUGUGUGUGUGUGUGUGUGUGUGUGUGUGUGUGGCACAUAUCUUUACUAUAUAACUUUAUGUAUUUUUAGGCUACAUUGUUUGGAGUUCAUUGAGUUCUUGACCUUUUUGGGUUAAGCAAUCUGAAAGCUGUAAAAUAUAGCACACUUCUUUCUCCUAAAUUGUAUGUAAACAGAUGCUUCAUGAAAACAUCAGGGCACAGAAGUUGUGCCCUGUUCUGAUGUGAGCACUGUGUAUCCAAAAGAUUAUUGUGUGCAUUUGUUCAAAGGCAUGCCAUAAGUAGUAAUAUUGAACUUCUCAAAUAAUUAUUCUACAAUAAAAAUUAAGGAGAAGAUAUUAUAUGUUUGAUCUUUUUUGUGUGUGAAGCCAGUCUGUUAAACUACUGGUUUGACACAAUCCUUUUAAAAAGUAAAAUCAGAAGCAGAAUUAUAAACCAACUUCCUGUAAGUUAGUUGAAGGCUCUUGAAGGUGUCAACUUUCUCCUUCCUUCCUUUACCACGUGGGUGGAAGUCUAAGCAUGAUGAACAGAUGAACAGACUGUAUGUUCUUGGGAUCUCUCUGUUUCAUCUGCCUUUCAGAAGAGGAAAUUCCUUCUGACAUUAGGCUCUUUUGUUUGAUACUGAUGAUUGGCUAAUCUCAGGUUUUUACUUUAUAAUACUUGAUAGUGAUGGGAAGUUUUUUUGAUCAUUAAAAUUAAUUUUUGGUGUUUAAUUUCACGUUUGUUGCCUAAUGUAGCCUUCAGUUAUUAUUACCUUAGUUUUUAUAUUAGGAAAGUUUUAUUUGUAUGAAGUAUAUAUCGUUUUGAGCAUGAAUACCCCAGAGCAGUAUCACACAUGUCUGAAUAAUAAUUGUGUGCUUGUCACGUUCAGCAAGCCUAGUGAAGCUGUCAUGUAAUUUAUAAGUAGACUUAUAUUGUUCUGACUCUGAAACGCCAUCAAACAUUUUUGACAGAAAAAAAGAGCCAUUUAAAAUCUUCUUUAUAACACUAAUAUUUAUUUUAAAAUAUUUUCAAGCUAUUUUUCUCUCUUAGAGAAAGACAAUAGCAUCAUGGUCCUAGAUAGCUUUCAUACAAUUACACAAAAUUCUCUAGAAAUUUUAAGGCAUAUGUCCACAAAACAAAAAUCCAAAAUCAAAAACAAAAUUAAAAACAUAUGGCCAAAAAUCCAGAUAUUAGAAAUUAAAAUGUCAAAUAGUCUUUAAUGUAUGGCUAAUAUGUUAAAAUAAGAAAGUGUAUAAAUAGAUAAAAGGAAAUUUUACCAUCAAAUUGAAAUCUCAAACUGUAGAUUCUGCAGCUGGGAAAACGACAUAGAGUUAAGUUGUUUAAUGCAAUAGCUAUAAAACUUCAGGAAAAGUGGAUGCAAAAUGACUCCAGAUGAACUAUCCAAAUAGAAAUAGAAAGAAAAUAUGAUUAGAAUAUAGAAAAGAACAUUGAUAAUAUUUGGGAUAUAAUGAAGUCUUCUAACUGUAACCCCACAACUCUAAUCCUAGAAGGGACAAGAGAAUAUAAAAAAAAAGGACAAUGAGCAACAAAUACUAAACUGGUAAAAAUUUCUACAUGAUUUGAGAAGCUUAGUGAAACAGUCAGAAUAAACAAAGGAUAAAGCAAGCAGGUCUGUCACAGGAAAGUUGUUAGAUACCAAGUCAAACAGGAAAAUAAUCUUAAAGCAACCACAUGAAUAUGACAAAAUUGAUUUAAAAGUGAUUCUACAAAAUAGACAGCUGUCUUUAAACACUGAAACUAAAGACAAUGUCUUCAAAGUCUUGUCAGUUAUUUUAAAAGUAGAAUUACAUUACCAGUGCAUACACCCUUCAAGAAUGUUUUCCAACAGAGCAUUAAGUAAUUUUAAUCAGCACCAAAAGAAAUGAGUUUUGUGUAAUUCAUUAGGUAGAAAAGUAACCUGAUGUGUGGCAGUCACAGAGUCACCUUAUAGGCCAGUGGAAAGCAUGGGUGUUGCACAGAUUCGCCUUGGGCAGGUGCAGAGUCAACACCUGUACAUGCUGCUGAAGUCAUCAGACAUUCUUCCUGUCAAACAAGGAACAGGCUACAUGGACACAUUUCUUGUCAGGGGUCUUCAUCAGAGUAAAAUGACAGGGGAUUCAACCCUCAAACAGAGUCAAGCACUUCUUCAGAGGCUAAAGAGACAUGUUUUGUAGGAAGGAUGGCUCCUGGUUCCUUAGAUGUAAACCAUUCUGUGUCUCUUUUUAUAUCUAUCCUGAAACUGAACACUACCGUGACUCGUCCUGUUUGUAGGGUCAAUAUUCCUGAGAGUCUCUUCAUUAUGUGUCUAGAAAAGAAGCCCUAGUUCUGCUCACAAUAGGAAGCUGCUGCACCAAACUGUAUAAAACUCAUUUUCUGGCUGAUUUAAAGAAAGCGCUAAAUGGGUAAGAAUUAUCUAUUCAAGAAAACAAACGGCAGCUAGUUCAAAGGCACCAAGAACCUGCACACAUGUGCCACGCCCAAUGCGAUGCUUUGCACCUCAAAUCAGAUGCUGAAAUAGUGCAACAAACUAAAAACAUGGAGAAGACCGAAAGGUGCCUCAAAGUAAGGAGACACAAUGCAAGUACUGUGGCUUUUACAAAGGAACAGACUGAAAAGCAAAUAGGUAAAAUUCACAAAAGGGGAUCUGAAUGAAUUUCAGUUUCUUGUGGAUCUGGCCAAAACUGACACAAGAAAACUGGAAGAACAUCAAAAGCCAACAUAAUGAGACAGAGGAACCCACAGAGACACUGACUGUAUGUGUAUCAGAACACAGAGAACAAGAAGAUGGGAACAUGGACUACCAGAUGUGAUCUUGAUAACAAGGCACUUUAUUCAAUCAAAGCUUGACUCCCAUCUCCCCAUGCAGCCAAGAGCUCUAGAGAUCAAUGGUCAUCCUAGUUGUACUGAUAUUCUUCUCUCAGCAAUCUGAUUCAUGAAUAGUUCCAGCUCUAGCAUCAUAAGAGAUCUUCUGGUUGGAUGUGUGAUACAUGUCUUUACCCCCUGUACUUAGCAUCAAAGAUGGGCAGAUUAUUAUUAUUAUUAUUAUUAUUAUUAUUAUUAUUAUUAUUAUUAUUUGAGUUUGAGGCCAGCCUGGUCUACAUAGUGAGUUCCAGGACAUCUACAGCUAUAGAAAAAAAUCCUGUCUCAAACAAACAAAAACAAACAAAUCUUUUGAAAGAAAUAUAAACCUGAGACUUAUCUCACCAAAAUAAUCAAGACAGAAAACAAGCCCAGGACAGUUCAUUAGCUAUGCUCAGUGCACAUAUUACAGACCAAGAACUCUUAAUAUCUCAGAAUGUUUUAAAGUCCUUUCUCAUUUCCACUGAGGAACCAACUUCGAAGAAACAACUCCUUUUCAUCCUCUUUCCUGUAACAAGCAGACGAGAACAUCUAUGCUUUUGUUGUAAAUCACAUAACAUUUUGUGCAAUUCACAUUUUAUUAUAAGUGGCUUAGACCAUCAGCAUUGACCUGUUACUAAUGGUUGUUGAUGAAGAUGAAUAAAUUUGUCAGUUAGACCCACACAUGUUACAGAGUAAAUUUAUACUUUAAAGUAACAAAAAUAGUUUUGUUAUUUUUUCAAAAGUCAGAAGAAUUAAUAGACCAAUUUAAGGUAACAGUCACAAUAACUUUGAAACGUUUGUAUGUUCUUUUUAAGUGGAACGCCCAAAUAGGCUGUUUUAGUAUUUUUUUCAGGCAGGUCUCUAAACUUUGAAUACCUGCUGUUAAAACAAACUAAAAAGUGAAAUACAUGGAUUUUAACAAGGGAGCAAAAAAGAAACACAAUGGAAAAGAGUAUAUGCAAUAGUGAAUAAGGACGCUUGGUGGCGCUGCAGGCUAAGCGUAUGAAUAAUGGGCUCUGCAGAUGCCCUGGAAGCCAUUACUGAGAAUCAGAACUUACAUCACUCCCUAAAAGAAGGUAGUGUUCACUUUGGAUCUAAGGAAGCGAUCUCCAGAGAAGGCAGAGCUCUAACAGGAAGCCAGAGAGUAAAAUUUAGUUCUGCUAUUUCAUUAUAACACUUGUGUGGAUUCUAACACUUUAAAGACACUGCAGAGAUCUGGAUCCAGUGUGAACAAUGGAGACAGCACUAGCAAAAACGUCACAGCCAAGGCAAGUUGUUUUUCUUACUAUGCUGUUGUUUUUGUGGGUGUCUGGUUCCGAGGCAAUUAAAUAUUCCAUGCCAGAAGAAACAGAGAGUGGCUACUUGGUGGCAAACCUAGCAAAAGAUCUGGGGGUCAGGGUUGGGGAACUGGCAGCUAGAGGGGCACAAAUCCAUCACAGAGGAAACAAAGACCUCUUACAGCUGGAUGUAGAGACAGGAAACCUGUUCUUGAAGGAAAAAUUAGACCGUGAGGUGUUGUGCGGGGCGGCAGAACCCUGUGUGCUGUACUUCCAGAUCAUACUGAAAAACCCUGUGCAGUUCUUUCAAACUGAACUGCAGCUCACAGAUAUAAAUGACCACUCUCCAGAGUUCCUUGACACGGAAAUGCUCCUAACAAUCCCCGAGAGCGCCCAGCCAGGGGCCAUGUUUCCUCUGAAGGCAGCGCAGGACUCUGACAUAGGGAGCAACGCUGUUCAGAACUACACAGUCAGUCCCAACCUCCAUUUCCAUGUCGUUACUCACAGUCGCUCAGAUGGCAGGAAAUACCCAGAGCUGGUGCUGGACAGAGCCCUGGACAGGGAGGAGCAGCCUGAGCUCACUUUAAUCCUCACUGCUCUGGAUGGGGGUACUCCACGCAGGUCUGGGAUGACAAUGGUUCAUAUUGAAAUCGUGGACAUCAACGAUAAUGCUCCCCAGUUUGUUCAAUCUCUCUAUGAGGUGCAGGUUCCAGAGAAUAUCCCCCUUGAUGCCUUACUUGUCACAGUCUUUGCCAGGGAUUUAGAUGCUGGAAUAUAUGGAAAUAUAGCCUACUCUGUGUUUCAAGGUGAUGGAGACUCUCAACCAUUUGUAAUAGACGAAAUCACAGGAGAAAUCCGUCUAAGCAAAAAGUUGGAUUUUGAGGUAACUCCAUUCUAUACUAUGGAAAUCGCAGCCACGGAUGGAGGGGGCCUUUCAGGAAAAUGUACUGUGGCUGUGCAGGUGUUGGAUGUGAAUGAUCAUGCCCCAGAGCUGACCAUCUCCACGCUCUCAAGCCCUAUCCCCGAAAACUCCCCGGAGUCUGUAGUUGCUGUUUUUGGUGUUUUUGACCCGGAUUCUGGGGACAAUGGAAGGAUGGUGUGCUCUAUUCAGAACGAACUUCCAUUUCUUUUAAAGUCCACAUUUGAGAAUUAUUAUACUUUAGCAACAGAGAGGCCACUGGACAGAGAGAGCAAAGCUGAAUACAACAUAACCAUCACUGUCUCCGACAUGGGCACACCCAGGCUCACAACCCAGCACACUAUAACAGUGCAGGUGUCUGACAUCAACGACAACGCCCCCGUCUUCACCCAAACCUCCUACACCCUGUUUGUCCGCGAGAACAACAGCCCAGGCCUGCACAUAGGCACCAUCAGUGCCACAGACUCAGACUCAGGCUCCAAUGCCCACAUCACCUACUCGCUGCUGCCGCCCCAGGACCCUCGACUGGCCCUCGCUUCGCUCAUCUCCAUCAAUGCAGACAACGGGCAGCUGUUCGCACUCAGGGCUCUGGACUAUGAAACCCUGCAGGCCUUCGAGUUCCACGUGGGCGUCACAGACGGAGGCUCACCUGCUCUCAGCAGCCAGGCUCUGGUGCACUUGGUGGUGCUGGACGACAAUGACAAUGCGCCCUUCGUGCUCUACCCGAUGCAGAACGCCUCUGCACCCUGCACAGAGCUGCUACCUAGGGCUGCGGAGCCUGGCUACCUGGUCACCAAGGUGGUGGCAGUGGACUCUGACUCUGGCCAGAACGCCUGGCUGUCAUUCCAGUUGCUCAAGGCCACGGAGCCAGGGCUGUUCAGCGUGUGGGCGCACAAUGGCGAGGUGCGCACCACCAGGCUGCUGAGCGAGCGCGAUGUGCCCAAGCACAGGCUGCUGCUGCUGGUCAAGGACAAUGGUGAUCCUCCGCGCUCUGCCAGUGUUACACUACAGGUGCUGCUGGUGGAUGGCUUCUCUCAGCCCUACCUACCUCUUCCCGAGGUGGCGCUGGAUCCUACACGCGACGAAGAUAAUCUCACGCUGUAUCUUGUCAUCGCCUUGGCAUCUGUGUCUUCGCUCUUCCUCCUGUCUGUGCUGCUGUUUGUGGGGGUGAGGCUGUGCAGGAGGGCCAGGGCGGCCUCUCUGGGAGGCUGCUCUGUGCCUGAGGGACACUUUCCUGGUCACCUGGUGGACGUCAGCGGUAUGGGGACCCUGUCCCAGAGCUACCAAUAUGAGGUUCUCAUGGUGCCUACUCGGUACUCUGUCUUGGAGGAAUCAGAAAGUGGCUCCUUUGUAGCCCACCUGGCCAAGGAUCUGGGCCUGGGAUCUGGGGAGCUGGCUGCCAGGUCUGCAUGGGUGGUGUCUGACUAUGACAGACAGCAGUUGAUGCUGGAUCCUGAGACUGGAGAUUUGCUUCUGAGGGAGAGACUAGACAGGGAAGAACUGUGUGGCUCUGUGGAUCCCUGUGUGCUGCCUUUCCAGGUGUUCCUAGAAAGACCAGUGCAGUUUUUUCAAGGAGAAUUAUUGGUCCAGGACAUAAAUGACAACUCACCAGAAUUCCCAGAUAAAGAAUUGCUCUUGAAAAUACCGGAAAACAGCCAGCCUGGUACUCUGUUACCACUGAAUUUAGCCCAGGAUUUGGAUGUGGGCAGCAAUGGGCUUCAACAAUACACAAUCAGCCCCAACUCUUAUUUUCAUGUCCUCACUCAAAAUUAUAGCGAGGGCAAGAAAUACCCAGAGUUGGUGCAGGACAGAGCCCUGGACAGAGAGGAGCAGGCAGAGCUGAGCCUUACCCUCACUGCUCUGGAUGGUGGGUCUCCACAGAGGUCAGGAACAGCCCUGGUUCGCAUCCUGAUCAUGGACAUCAAUGACAAUGCUCCUGAGUUUGUGAACAGCCCCUAUGAGGUGCAGAUCCUAGAGAGCAGUCCCCCGGACUCCCCAAUCCUGACUGUCUUAGCACGGGAUGCAGAUGCUGGCAACUUUGGGAGAGUUUCCUAUGGCUUGCUCCAAGCAUCAGAUGAAAUCCAGAAAACUUUCUCAAUAAACGAAGUCACAGGAGAAAUACGACUGAAAAAGGAAUUGGAUUUUGAAAAAAUCAAAUCUUAUCGUGUAGAAAUUGAGGCCACAGAUGGAGGAGGGCUUUCUGGGAAGGGCGCCGUGGUGAUAGAGGUAGUGGAUGUGAACGACAAUGCCCCAGAGCUGACCAUAUCUUCACUGACCAGCUCAGUCCCAGAAAAUGCUCCAGAAACUGUGGUUGCUAUCAUCCUAGUACGAGAUAGAGAUUCUGGAGAGAAUGGAAAAAUGAUUUGUUGUAUUUCAGAUCACGUGCCAUUCAUUUUAAAAUCCUCUUACAAGAACUUUUACACUCUGGUGACAGAGAGCCCUCUGGACAGAGAGAGCAGAGCUGAGUACAACAUCACCAUCACUGUCUCCGACCUGGGCACACCCAGGCUCACAACCCAGCACACCAUAACAGUGCAGGUGUCUGACAUCAAUGACAACGCCCCCGCCUUCACCCAGCUCUCUUAUACCAUGUUUGUCCGCGAGAACAACAGUCCCGCCCUGCACAUUGGCACCAUCAGUGCCACAGACUCAGACUCAGGCUCCAAUGCUCACAUCACCUACUCGCUGCUGCCGCCCCAGGACCCGCAACUGGCCCUCGCCUCGCUGGUCUCUAUCAACGCUGACAACGGGCAGCUGUUCGCGCUCAGGGCGCUGGACUAUGAGGCCCUGCAGGGCUUCGAGUUUCACGUGGGCGCCAAAGACGGAGGCUCUCCUGCGCUCAGCAGCCAGGCUCUGGUACGCUUGGUGGUGCUGGACGACAAUGACAAUUCGCCCUUCGUGCUCUACCCGCUGCAGAACACCUCAGCACCCUGCACCGAACUACUGCCCAGAGCGGCAGAGCCCGGAUACCUGGUCACCAAGGUGGUGGCUGUGGAUCGCGACUCUGGCCAGAAUGCCUGGCUGUCCUUCCAGCUGCUCAAGGCCACGGAGCCAGGGCUGUUCAGCGUGUGGGCUCACAAUGGCGAGGUGCGCACCACCAGGCUGCUGAGCGAGCGAGAUGCGCUCAAGCACAAGCUGCUGCUGGUGGUCAAGGACAAUGGUGAGCCUCCACGCUCUGCCAGCAUCACACUGCAUGUGGUGCUCGUGGAUGGCUUCUCCCAGCCCUAUCUGCCACUGCCUGAGGUGGCUCACGACCCUGCGCAGGAUGAUGGCGACUUGCUCACACUGUACCUGGUCAUUGCCUUGGCCUCUGUGUCUUCUCUCUUUUUGUUGUCUGUUCUGCUGUUCGUGGGGGUGAGACUAUGUAGGAGGGUGAAGGCAACCUCUCUGGGUAGCUGCUCUGUGCCUGAGAGUCACUUUCCUGGUCACCUAGUGGGUGUUAGCGAAACUGGAACUGGCACUCUGUCCCAGAGCUACCAGUAUGAGGUGUGUCUAACAGGAGACUCUGGGAUUGGUGAGUUCCAAUUCCUCAAACCCAUGGUCCCCAACCUAAUGGUUCAGGACCCUGAGAGAGAAGUCAAGGAAAGUCCGCACUGCAGGGAUAGCUUUGUAUUUAGCUAAGUAUGUAUUUCCCCAAGUGAUGUACAAAUGUUUUCUUUUAAGAAAUGAUCUGGCCGGGCGGUGGUGGUGCACACUUUUAAUCCCAGUACUUGGGAGGCAGGGGCAGGCAGUCAGGGCUACACAGAGAAACCCUGUCUCGAAAAACCAAA
This is a messenger RNA of Mastomys coucha (southern multimammate mouse), 9036 nucleotides long. Its product is annotated as protocadherin beta-6-like. Gene Ontology annotation, biological process: homophilic cell-cell adhesion. Gene Ontology annotation, molecular function: calcium ion binding. The transcript is spliced from 2 exons. Lineage: Eukaryota; Metazoa; Chordata; Mammalia; Rodentia; Muridae. The coding region runs from base 4304 to 8887 and encodes 1527 amino acids. Gene Ontology annotation, cellular component: plasma membrane. The record is from RefSeq and is a predicted model, not a curated record.